GUCAGAAGCAAUACUCAAGGCGAAGAUCAUGUCGCACCCUCUGUAUCCGUCUCUCCUGAGAGCAUUCGUAGACUGCAGGAAGGUCGGAGCGCCACUGGAUGUCGCUGGCCGGCUGUCCUCUCUCACCGACGACCUCCAGUCGAAUUCCGGCGACUGGCGCCGUCCUGCAGAACUGCAGCCGGCAGCUGACCACGAGCUCGACCAAUUCAUGGAAACCUACUGUUACAUGCUGACGAGGUACGGACAGGAGCUAGGGAGGCCAAUACAAGAAGCCGAAGAGUUCUUCAGAGGCAUCGAGGCGCAGAUCGAAUCGUUGGCACUAGAUGAUGUUAGCUGUGAAGGAGAUGCUUCUUCGGAAGACGAGAACGCCGCCUUGCCGGAGAAUGGCGGCGGCGGCGGCGGCGCUGCUUUUGGAGAUACGGAGGUGACGACGAGCCACCUCCUGAACAAGUACAGCGGCUACAUGAGCAGCCUCUUGAGUGAGAUCUCGAGGAAGAAGAAGAAUAGCACAGGGCAUCUCCCCGGGAAAGCUCGCCAGAAGCUCCUCCAUUGGUGGCACCUUCACUACAGAUGGCCCUACCCAUCGGAGAUGGAGAAGGCGGCGCUGGCGGAGUCGACGGGGCUCGACAAGAAGCAGAUCACCAACUGGUUCAUCAACCAGCGGAAGCGGCACUGGAAGCCGACGCCGGCGGCGGCGGCGGCCAUGGACGUGUUUCUGCACCCGCCGUACGGCGCUUCGAGCAGCUCUUCUGCCGCACUCCGGCCGGUGGAAGGCGGCGGCGGUAGCUGGCAGCGCUGCUUCGAGUUCGACGGAGGAUGUGCGUAUCCGCGCGGUGGUCCGUGA
Messenger RNA from Oryza brachyantha (malo sina), 844 nucleotides. RefSeq names its product putative homeobox protein knotted-1-like 5. The transcript is spliced from 5 exons. Gene Ontology annotation, biological process: regulation of DNA-templated transcription. The coding region runs from base 29 to 844 and encodes 271 amino acids. Gene Ontology annotation, molecular function: DNA-binding transcription factor activity, RNA polymerase II-specific; DNA binding. The record is from RefSeq and is a predicted model, not a curated record. Gene Ontology annotation, cellular component: nucleus. NCBI's taxonomy places the organism in Eukaryota, Viridiplantae, Streptophyta, Magnoliopsida, Poales, Poaceae.